Messenger RNA from Myotis davidii, 1776 nucleotides. Its product is annotated as zinc finger protein 501-like. The record is from RefSeq and is a predicted model, not a curated record. The coding region runs from base 318 to 1634 and encodes 438 amino acids. The transcript has 3 exons. Gene Ontology annotation, biological process: regulation of DNA-templated transcription. Lineage: Eukaryota; Metazoa; Chordata; Mammalia; Chiroptera; Vespertilionidae.
AAGUCCUUGUUGAAGUCCCUGCUCCAGAGCCUCUCACAGUGGAGUUUUUGGAUGUAUUUGAGAGGAGAGACAACAUGAAGACGAAAUAAAACACCUCACAGUGUGGUCUCCAUGUAGGAGCUCAUUGUUCCUGACUCUCUCCUGUGACAAAGGACAGAAGGGAGUGGCCUUCUCCUCAUUUCCAGCUCCUUCUGACUGUGAGUGUGAGGUGAGCUGAUUAACAGGCUGUGCGGACUCCUUUGAAGGCACAUUCUGGGACUCCUCAACAUAUUGUCACCUGAGAAAACAACACAGAUCCCUAUCAGGACCAGGACCAAAUGGCUGCUUCUCAGGAACCGUUGACCUUCAUGGAUGUGGCCAUAGAGUUCUCUCAGGAGGAGUGGGAAUGCCUGGACCCAGUUCAGCGGAAAUUGUACAUGGAUGUGAUGUUGGAGAACUAUAGCAACCUGGCCUCCCUGAUCCAUCAGGUUAUUCCUAUUGUGAAGAAGACACACAAAAGAAGUAAAUGUGUCCAGUCUUUUCAGCAAUCAUCAAAUUACAAUGAACAAGAGAAUAUUCAUACUGGAGAGAAGCCUUACAAAUGUAAAGCAUGUGGCAAAGCCUUUAAGUGUCAUUCAUCUCUCAUUGUACAUAAGGGAAGAAUUCAUACUAUUGCAAAAUUUUACAAACUCACGGCAAAUGGAAAAGGCUUUAGUCAGUCCUCCAGACAUACUCAGCAUCAUAGAAAUCAUACGGGAGAAAAGUCUUAUAAAUGUUCAGAAUGUGGCAAAGCCUUUACCCAGCACUCAAGCCUUAGUAUUCAUCUGAGAAUUCACACUGGAAAGAAACCUUAUGAAUGUAAUGAAUCUGGCAAAGCCUCUAGACGGUCCUCACACCUUACUUAUCAUCAGGGAGUUCACACACGAAAGAAGCCUUAUAAAUGUAGAGAUUGUGGCAAAACCUGUUAUAGCUUCUCAGAUCUUACUAAGCAUCAGAGAGUUCAUACUGGCGAGAAGCCUUAUAAAUGUAGAGAAUGUGACAAAGUCUUCAGAUGGCCCUCAAACCUUACAACCCAUCAAAGAGUUCAUACUGGACAGAAGCCUUAUAAAUGUAGAGAAUGUGGCAAAGCUUUUAUCGAUUCCUCCAACCUUAAAAAUCAUCAGAUUGUUCAUACUGGAGAAAAGCCUUAUAAAUGUAGAGAAUGUGGCAAAGCAUUCAGUACGUCCGCAAAACUUAAUCAUCAUCACAGAGUUCAUACUGGAGAGAAACCUUAUAAAUGUAGAGAAUGUGUUAAAUCCUAUAGAUCGUCCUCACAACUUACUAGGCAUCAGAGAGUUCAUACUGGAGAGAAGCCUUAUAAAUGUAGAGAAUUAUGUGGCAAGGCCUUUAGAAGGUCCUCAGAAGUCUUAUACCAUAUAUGUAGAGAAUGUGGGAAAACCUUCAGUGUAGCAUCAUACAUAAAUUAUCGUCAGAGAGUUUACACUGGAGAGAAGCCUUAUAAAUGUAGAGUAUGUGUCAAAUCUGUUGGUUGGUCUUCAGACUUUACUGCACAGUGGAGAGAUCAUACUGGAGAGAAGCCUGUAAAAUGUAAAAAGUAUGACAAAGCUUUUAUUUACUGUUUCUGCCAUACUAGACAGCAUAGAUUUCAUAGUUGAGAGAAGUCUUAGAGAUGUGCAGCGUUUCAUGAGUCCUUGACCAGCAGUGAGAACUUACUGAACAUCACAGAAUUCUGCCUGGCAACAAGCCUUAUGAAUGUGAAAUAUGUAGUAAAGUCUUUAACACAUUGUUUGCGGGUAG